Molecule: messenger RNA, 1647 nt
Organism: Cercopithifilaria johnstoni
Lineage: Eukaryota; Metazoa; Nematoda; Chromadorea; Rhabditida; Onchocercidae
Source: the annotation of a GenBank genome assembly
AUGAGUAGCAAGAAAUGUACAGCAGCUGCAACACAAGCUUCAUCAACAGCAUUUGAGUUUGGUGACCAAAUGGUACUUUACCGUGCGCUUUUGUUGCAGUUCCAGACAGCACAUAAUUUUGCAUAUUCAAAUAUCGGUCCGUAUACGGCCUUAUUGCAACAGCAAUUUUUACAGGCAGCGAGUAGCACCGCCUCGUCAACCUCACCAUCGGCAUUACUGGCCAACUAUUGGGCCUGUCAUUUGAGCAAUAGUAAUUGCACCGUAGAAGGAACGGUUUCUACAGACGCGUCUAAUAAGAACGGUAUUGAAAAUGGUACCAAGGAUGACACACUGUUGAAAGGAUCAUGUGUUAACAGUGAAAAAACUAAUCAGGAUGAUGUUGCACACCAUGAUGAUCUGGAAAGGUCGCUUUCUUCUGGUGAAAGUGCUGAACAUCAGGAAGUGCAAAGUGGAUCUGAUUUACCAAGUUCCUGUAUUGUUGGUAGUGGUGCUACUUGGAAGCCCUUACGCUCCCGUUCAUUUCUUACCGAUGCUCAAGUUGCUAUACUUCAUGCUCACUUCAAACGUAACCCAUUUCCAUCAAAGUAUGAACUUUCUGCUGUUGCUGAACAAAUUGGGGUCAAUAAAAGAGUAGUACAGGUAUGGUUUCAAAAUACUCGAGCUAAGGAACGACGAAGUAAUCGGUUAAGUGUAGCUUGUGAACGAUACUCACGUUCCAUGUGGAAUAAUGCGAUAUCAUUUCAAAGUGCUGCUACGGCAGUAGCAAAUGCUAAUGAUCCUUUAAGUUUGAUGACUGCUUGGGCACAUCAAUGUACCGAUCUUGUGAACAACAGCCUAUCAGGUGAGCAAGCAGCGAAAACUGACUUAUCAUCAUCAAAUGAACCGCUUGAUUUAUCAAUUAAGGAUGAAACAACUAUAGUAACAGCAGUUCCAACUAAGCAAACAUCUGUUUUUGGAGUCGAAGGAGAUGGAGGAAGACAAGACUUUAAUCAGGAUGAUUGCUGGUCUGCUAGCAGUCUCAUUGGAUUUAUUCCAAAAGGAAGCGAAACGAUAAGUGGAACUCUAAUGCAAGCUACGAAGGGUCGUUCGGAGACUCCACCAACAGUACUUUCUUCGGCAUCCAGAUCUCAUUCGGAAGGUGAAUCGAAUUCAGAAGUUGGCUUAUUGGACGAUAAUUCGGCUGCUGCACUGUCGUCGAGUAUUUGGCCCAGCAGUGUAUUCAUGUCACAGUACUCAAUGCUGGGUAUCAACGGUUUAGCAAAUCUUCAAAAAGUUCUGGAGCAAAGUGAUGACAAUGAUGACAACGCGUCAGACAUUUCACUAGGUGACAAGCGCCAUCGUUUAAACUGGAAAUCACAUAGAACUGAUGAAGAAGGCCUCUAUGCAUGCGAUCAGUGCGAUAAAAUGUUCGGAAAGCAGAGUUCGUUAGCAAGGCACAAAUAUGAACAUUCUGGGCAACGUCCUUACAAAUGUGACGUAUGCGAGAAGGCAUUCAAACACAAACACCAUCUUACGGAACACAAAAGAUUGCAUUCGGGUGAAAAACCUUUCCAGUGUGACAAAUGUCUGAAGCGGUUUAGUCAUUCGGGCAGCUAUUCGCAACAUAUGAAUCACCGUUAUUCAUAUUGCAAGCCUUAUAGAGACUAA